This is a messenger RNA of Debaryomyces hansenii CBS767, 1782 nucleotides long. Its product is annotated as MFS transporter. The record is from RefSeq and is a predicted model, not a curated record. Gene Ontology annotation, molecular function: transmembrane transporter activity. Gene Ontology annotation, biological process: transmembrane transport. The coding region runs from base 1 to 1782 and encodes 593 amino acids. The transcript has a single exon. Lineage: Eukaryota; Fungi; Ascomycota; Pichiomycetes; Serinales; Debaryomycetaceae.
AUGACAAGCUCAGAAUUUCAUGAUAAUAAUUCAACGACUAUUGAUGAUGCAAGUAUCAGUAGUGAGAAAGUGAAUAGAUUUGAAGGUAAUGAUGUACAACCUAAUUCGCUCAAAAACAGGAGCAGAAGUAACAGUAGAGGUGAAGACAAGGAAAGUUUAGAAAGGUUAAUCACUAAUAACAGAGGUGUGGAAAGAAUUAUAACAGAAUUAGAAGCAGGUGCAGGUAAAUUAGGUGACUUAGAAGAGCCUUAUGAUAUAAAGAAGAUCGAAACACAUCCAGAUCCAAAUUCUACUCUCAAUGAGCAAGAUCCAUGGAAAUAUCCUAUUGACCAAGAAACUGGCUUAAGGUUGGUGGAAUUUGUACCCGGUGAUGAAAAGAACCCGAUGAAUAAAUCAAACCCUUUGAAAUGGUGUUAUACUGCAGUUUUGGGUGCAAUUUGUUUCGUUGUUGCUUUAGGUUCUGCUAUUGUCACCGGUGAUAUUGGCGGCCAAGUAGAAUAUUUCCAAGUUAGUGAAGAAGUUGUUAUUUUAGCUACAGUAACCAUGUUUGUUCUUGGAUUUGGAUUUGGACCAUGUGUAUUCGCUCCUGUUUCAGAAGAACUUGGUAGACAACCAGUUUAUGUUGUAACAUUAUUCCUUGGCCUCGUUUUCAUUAUUCCUUGUGCUUUGGCGAAGAACAUUGGAACCAUGAUUGUCUGUAGAUUAAUUGAUGGUUUAGCAUUUUCGGCUCCAAUGUGUCUUAUUGGUGGAUCGUUAGCUGAUAUCUGGGAUGCCAAGGAGAGAGGUGCUGCGAUGGCCAUUUUCUCAGCCGCUCCAUUUUUAGGCCCAGUUAUGGGUCCAAUUUUUGGUGGUUUACUUGGUGACUAUGCAGAUACUUGGAGAUGGAUCUACUGGACUUUCUUGAUCAUUGCUGGUUUUUUCUAUAUUAUUUUUGUUGCUGUCCUUCCUGAGACUCACCACCAAACACUCUUAAAAAGGAGAGCUAAGAAGUUGAGAAAGGAUACUGGGGAUGACAGAUACAGAGCAAUUUCGGAAUUAAAGAUCAAGACGUUCAAGCAAGUUUGUAAUGAUUCCUUUUUACGUCCAUUCAUAUUAUUGUCCGAAUUAAUUGUGUUUUUGAUGACCUUAUAUAUGUCAGUCAUUUACGGAUUAUUGUACAUGUUCUUCUUUGCAUACCCUAUUGUCUUCGGUGAAGGUAAGGGCUGGAGUGAUUCCAAGAUUGGCAUUAUGUUUAUUCCAAUCGGCGUUGGUGUGCUUAUUGCUACAGCUUGUGCCCCAUUGAUUAAUAAAGAUUACAAUAAGAGAGCUCAAGUCUAUAGAGACAGAGGAGAAUUACCACCACCCGAAUUAAGAUUAAUUCCUAUGAUGAUCAGUUGUUGGUUCGUGCCUGCUAGUUUGUUUUCAUUUGCAUGGUCCUCUUAUCCUAGUAUUUCGUGGGCAGGACCUUGUUUCAGUGGUAUUGGUGCUGGAUUUGGGUUCUGCUGCUUGUAUAACCCAGCCAAUAAUUAUAUUGUUGAUUCUUAUCAACAUUAUGCUGCUAGUGGAUUAGCAGCUAAAACAUUAGUCAGAUCGAUUUGGGGUGCGUGUGUUCCUUUAUUCACCAUUCAAAUGUAUCACAGAUUAGGUUAUCAAUGGGCUAGUAGUUUAAUGGCAUUUAUCUCAUUAGCAUGUUGUGCCAUUCCAUAUGGAUUCUACUUCUACGGUGCAAAGAUCAGGACUUAUUCCAAAUAUGCUUACACUCCUGAAGAUACAGGUGUAAAGGAUAGCGAAAAUCAAAAAUAA